GGAUAAAUAGGUUUCGUGAUUGAUAAGUGUUUGGUGUUGGCAACAUUGCUUACCAUAUACAUCCUUAUCAUAUCAAUGUACUUGGAUGUUGACCUGAGGCGGCAGUUACGAAGCUAAACAUAGAACACUUUAAAAAGCGUAUUCCUAUCCAUUAGUACAUGUUCUACGUUUAGGGGGAAAAGUAUUCACGAUUAAUAUUUAUGUUAGCUUACAAACUUAUUUUCUAAGAGCAUUUACACAAUGAAUAAUACUUCACCUCUAAUAAAUAUAUGCCGGCUAGAGUGAUUAUCAUUGCUUACUAGAAAAAGGCUACUCAACAAGUUUGAAUUCCAUUAUGCUUUCAUCCCGUAGCAACAGGUGUCUUCAAUUCGUACGAUGUUAUCAUCAAUUUAAAGUUCAAAAUAAUUUGCCUUCGGUUUGUAAACAUCGCAUUUUCUCAUUUAGAGAAAGAGAUUUUUUAUCCAAGCCCUUAAGAAAAUACAUUUCUAACAGCAUUCAACGCAGAACGUUUCUGCAACGUACUUCCUGUGAAUAUUAUACUUCAACAAAACUAGGUACAAUGGCCAAUGCAGCUGAUGAAGAAAUUGAUGGCAACCAAAUUAUGGCUGAGUGUCUCCGAGAACAAGGAGUUGAAUAUGUAUUUGGUAUAUUGGGUAUACCCGUCAUUGAAUUGAGUAUGGCAUUUCAAAAACAAGGUAUUCAAUUUAUUGGUAUGCGAAAUGAACAAGCUGCUGUCUAUGCUGCUCAAGCAAUUGGCUAUUUGACUCAGAAACCAGGAGCGUGUAUGGUGGUAUCUGGUCCUGGAGUUCUGAAUGUCACCGGAGGAAUGGCUAAUGCACAAGUUAAUUGCUGGCCACUUUUAGUGAUUGGAGGUUCUUGCAGUGUUGACCAUGAAGGCAUUGGAGGUUUCCAAGAAUGUCCCCAAGUAGAAUUAAUGCGACCAUAUUGUAAAUAUGCAGUGAGGCCUGCGACUCAGGUAUUGAUACCCCAACAUGUUGAGAAAGCUGUCAGGCUUUCAAGAUAUGGCAGACCAGGUGUGAGUUACUUGGACGUCACUAGUAACCUUUUAACGGGUUCAGUCAGGCGAGAUAAGGUAAUGACAGUUCCACCAUGUCCAGAUCCACCAGUGCUACACCCUGACCCAAAGUCAAUUGAAGCUGCUGCGCUGCAGAUCACAAAGGCUAAAAGGCCACUUGUUAUUGUUGGUAAAGGUGCCAGUUAUGGGCGGUGCGAGAAAGAGGUGUUUGACUUGGUUAACUCUACUGGACUGCCGUUUCUUCCAACACCAAUGGGGAAGGGUGUUGUUCCUGACAGUCACCCCUUAAGCGUAGCUACUGCUAGAACAAGUGCCCUACUGGGUGCUGAUACUAUCCUCCUUCUCGGAGCACGUCUCAACUGGAUGUUACAUUUUGGGAAGCCUCCUCGAUUUAAUAAGGAUGUAUCUAUAGUUCAGGUUGAUAUCUGUGCUGAAGAAUUGCAUAACAGUGUCACGGCAGCUGUUGCGAUACAAGCAGAUAUCGGAGCUACUACAAAUGCCUUACUUAAAGCUCUAGGCAGUUGGAAAUUCAGUCAAAAUUCCGAAUGGUGGACAGAACUUCGACAAAAAUGUGAUAAAAACAAAAAAGUUGUCUCUGAAAUGGCCAAGGACACCUCUGUACCUCUCAACUAUUAUACUGUAUUCCAUCACAUGCAGGAGAUAAUUCCUAAAGACAGUAUAAUCGUCAGUGAAGGAGCCAACACAAUGGACAUUGGCCGUGGAAUGUUAUUCAACGAGUUUGCUCGUCAUAGACUAGAUGCAGGAACGUUUGGAACAAUGGGAGUGGGACCUGCUUUUGCAAUUGCUGCAGCUCUUCACUGUCAAAAGAAUCAUCCAUCUAAAAGGGUGAUCUGUGUGGAGGGUGAUUCCGCUUUUGGAUUUUCGGGAAUGGAAGUGGAAACUAUGUUUAGGUACAAACUUGGUGUUAUAAUUGUGAUUGUAAACAACAAUGGAAUUUAUGGCGGUCUUGACAAAGAAACGUAUGAAGAAGUUCGAUCUGAAGGAGAAAUCGGAUAUGUGUCACCCCCAUCAUGUCUCACACCAGAUGUACAUUACGAAGAAAUGGUUAAGCUCUAUGGUGGGAAGGGUUUCUUUUGUAGAACUGUUCCUGAAUUACAAAAUGCCUUGCAGGAAGCUUUAAAGAUUAAAGAUGCUCCUACCAUAAUCAAUGUGAUGAUAAAUCCAUCUGCUGGAAGGAAAGCACAAUCAUUUAACUGGCUGACUGAAUCAAAAUUGUAACAUACCAAAGAUCCGUCCUGGUUUAUAAUUAGUUAAAAACUGGUGCUUGAUUUGUUAAUAUAUGUUAUAUUAUUUUUAAUAGGUAAAGAAUAUGUUUAUUUUGUAAUAAAAUGUUUGGAACAUAGUGUUUAAGAGUUAUUGUUGUUAAUCUGUUUCCUCUUUCAAUUACCAUUAC
Messenger RNA from Nezara viridula (southern green stink bug), 2450 nucleotides. NCBI's taxonomy places the organism in Eukaryota, Metazoa, Arthropoda, Insecta, Hemiptera, Pentatomidae. The record is from the annotation of a GenBank genome assembly.